AUGUCUUCAUCAAUAAUUACAUCUACAAAUUCACUGAAAAAUGCUGAACCUAUUCAAGUUCCAAACACAACACGACGUCGAUCUUUUUUAGAGUAUGGUGGCUCCAAUUCUUUAUCUAAUUUUGCAAGUUCUUAUACCAGAGCUCUGAAAUAUGCAGGGCUGGUCUUAAUGGAAGAUGAAGAUAAUGGAGAAAAUAGUGGGAUUAUAAAUUACGAUAAUUUAUCUCCUUGUAUGUCACCAGAUGAAGAAUUGAUAAUAGAUAAUAGUAUGAAUAGAAGCAGUGCUGAUGAAACAACUACAUUAAUUUCACAUCAUCGUAAAUCCUCAAGCUUUUUGAUAACUGGUAAUUCGACAGUGCCACAAACAAUUUUCAAUACGAUUAAUACUUUGAUGGGUAUUGGAAUGUUAUCUUUACCUUUUGCAUUUAAAUUAUCAGGAUGGUUAUUUGGUAGUAUUAUAUUGUUGGUUUCUUCAUUAUCAACAAACAUAACAGCAAAAUAUUUGGGUAGAAUAUUAUUUAAAAAUCAAAAUCUUUUAACCUAUAGUGAUAUUUCAUAUUGUUAUGGUGGUAAAUAUUUUCAAUUAUUAGUUACUUUAUUUUUCAUUAGUGAUUUAUUUGGUGCUUCGUUAUCAUUAAUUAUAUUAUUUUCCGACUCAUUUAGUAUUUUAUACCACAACAAGACCCAUCUAAAAUUCAUCAUCACUACAGUACUAUGUUGCUGUAGUUUUUUCCCAAUGAGCACCUUGUCCCUUUUAAGUAUUUGGGGAAUUUUAUCCACAAUAGGAAUUGUCAUUUUAAUUUUUAUUUGUGGCAUAAAUGGAGUUAAAUCACCUGGAUCAUUACUUAAUCCAGCAAGUACAAAUCUAUAUCCUUCGAGUUUCAAAAAUUUAUUAUUUUCAAUGGGAUUGUACUUAGUAAUUUAUGGAGGUGCUCCAGUUUUUCCAGAAUUGUAUAGAGAUAUGAGACAUCCCAAAAAAUUUUCAAAUUGUGCAAACAUAUCAUUUUCGAUUGUUACUUUAUUGAAUUUUUUAAUUGGUGCUUCUGGAUAUUUAAUGUUUGGUAACGAUAUUGAUGAUUCAAUAAUAAUGAAUUUAAUGAAUAAUAAAAGUUAUCCAACGUGGGUAAGUAAUACAUUGUUUAUUUUGAUGGGAGUGAUUUCAAUUUCGAAAUUACCCUUGGUUGUUAGACCUAUAAUUACAACAUAUGAAUCAAUAAUGAAAAUAAAAAGGAAUAAUGUAUUGAAGGUGAUUACAAGAGUAUUGUUUUGUAUUCUAUUGUUGAUUAUUUCGUUACUUUUUAAUUCAUUUGGUAAAUUAAUGUCAUUUAUGGGAAGUGCUAUUUGUUAUACUGUUUGUUUAACAUUACCUUUAUUGUUUUAUUUGAAAUUGAAUAGGAAUGAAAUUAAAAAAUGGAAGGGAUUAUUGAUUAAAGUUGGUAUUGUUAUAUCUAUAGUUGGUACAAUAUUGGGUACUUAUGCAUCAAUUACAUUAAAAAUAACAAAGUAA
Molecule: messenger RNA, 1506 nt
Organism: Insectozyma verbasci
Lineage: Eukaryota; Fungi; Ascomycota; Pichiomycetes; Serinales; Debaryomycetaceae
Source: the annotation of a GenBank genome assembly